UAUCUCCAAAGACCAAUGGCUACUUCACUCUCACACUAAAACAAAAAAAAAACAAUGCCGAAUACUUAACAAAACCCUCCAUGGGCCUCUCUUCUCUCAGCCCCGCAACCUCCACCUCUCUCACCACCUCUCUCAGCCGUCGUCUCCGCACGAGCAGCAGCCUAAAGAACGUUUCAACCGGAGUUCUCAACUUCCCCAUGUUCGGCGCCAAUAUAGGACGUAAGAGAUCUGGAUCUGGUCAAGGAAACAAGAACGUGGAGCCAUCGUCUCCGAAGGUGACGUGUAUCGGUCAGGUCAGGGUAAAAACUAGGAAGCAUGUCAAGAAGAAGCUGAGAGCGAGAUCUAGAAGAGAAAGUCAGACUAGCCUGAGAAGAUCUUCCUCAAGUGAUCAAAACGACGGAAGUGGACGUCGUUUUGAUGGGAGCGAGAACCGUUGGGUUCAUAUUCCUGUGAGUAUAUGUGAGUCGUUGAGAACGUUAGGCUCAGAGCUUAACUGCUUAUUCCCUUGUAGAUCCUCUUGUACGGAUCAUAGUCACCACGAAAGAGGUAGAGAUGAGAAUAACUCGUGUGGUGCGGUGUUCACGCGGUGGUUUGUGGCGGUGGAGGAGACGGGGAGGGAGAUUGAGCUUGUUGUUGGCGGUGAGGAGGAUAUGAGGAGGAGGAGGAGGAGUAGCCGGAGACAUGUUUUUGAGAAUCUUGAUUUAAGUAUUAUAGAGACGAAGACAUGUCCUCCGCCGAAGAAUGCUUUAUUAUUGAUGAGGUGUAGAUCAGAUCCGGUUAAGGUGGCGGCGUUAGCUAACCGGGUUAGAGAAAGACAGAUGUCACUAAACGACGUCGCAUAUGGUAGAGACGAAGAGGAGGAAAAAAAUAACGAGAAAAUAAGGUUUGAGCUUGAUGACUUGGAAGACAAGAAGCGGAUCGAGUUAUGUAAUAAAAGGGUUUCCGACAAGAUUCCUGUUACAGAACCAGAAGAUAUGUCCGAAGAAGAAGAAACUGAAGCCAUGAUCAUUAAAACCAUCGAAGACAAUAUCAAAAACGCCAUAGAGGAAGAGGAACGCAAAGAAGUUAAAAGAUCCGAUCAAGAACCCGACCAGAGUUUAAAAGAGAAGGAUACGACGCCGUAUAAGGUGUUACCGGAUUGUUUACUGUUAAUGAUGUGUGAGCCAAAGCUAUCAAUGGAAGUCUCCAAGGAGACUUGGGUCUGCACUACAGAUUUCGUUAGAAGCAAACCGGGAAGACCUCCGGCGAAGAAGAUACCGGAACCUCCCGGAGAUCUUAAUCAUCAAGAAACCAAGAAACGUAUUGUUACCGCCGUUGAGUCCAACUCAUCUUCUCGCCGGCGUUCAGUGGAUAAACGUCCGGUUCACCGAGGGGUGUUGCAGCCGCCGCGGUCAUCUUGCUCAUAUCCGGCAGCUCCACCGGUGAUAACGGCGGUUGGAGAGGAGAAGGUAGAAGGAGCUAAGGAGCUAUCAGUGCUGCCACGUUGCAAUUCCGAGCCGAGGAAGUCGGGUUCGAAGCUUGCGCCGGAGAGUUGUUUAUGGAAAAACCGGAAGAUGGAGACGCAUUCUCCGGUUACUGUCGGAAUCGGCGCCGCCGGAGUAGGGUUCUAG
This is a messenger RNA of Eruca vesicaria subsp. sativa (arugula), 1610 nucleotides long. The record is from the annotation of a GenBank genome assembly. Lineage: Eukaryota; Viridiplantae; Streptophyta; Magnoliopsida; Brassicales; Brassicaceae.